Molecule: messenger RNA, 8543 nt
Organism: Myiozetetes cayanensis
Lineage: Eukaryota; Metazoa; Chordata; Aves; Passeriformes; Tyrannidae
Gene: TMCC1
Product: transmembrane and coiled-coil domain family 1
Exons: 4
Coding region: 2734-4668 (644 amino acids)
Biological process (GO): membrane fission; endosome membrane tubulation; endosomal transport
Cellular component (GO): endomembrane system
Source: RefSeq, a predicted model, not a curated record
UUAUCCUUUCACAGUUAUCUAAUGUUGGCUUUACUAGCUUUUCCUUUUAAACUGUUUUGUUUCCCAGUGGUCCCAUGAAAUAAUUGCACAAAUGAAGGACUGUAUUAGCAUGUUCUGGGAUGCAAUAAUGUUGCAACAUCUGCUCAGUGUGGCUGCAUAUGGAAUGAUGAAUUUUGUCCCUGAUGUAGUAUAUUCUCUUACAUAUAAGAAAUUUAUGGUUUUGAACUUGAUGCUAUAAAGUAUUCUGAUUCCUCCCAAACAGAAUAUAAAGGUGGUUGUUGGAGGAAAAAAGUUGAAGGAAAAAAAAGAGCACAAAAGUUGAAUUCUAAUGAAAAUGUGUUCUAAUUAAUUCUACAAAUUCACAGUUCUUUACAUUUAUGAUUAGUUUUUCCCCAAAAAGUAGUUACUAGAACAAAUAAGUAGUUUUAAGAAUCUUCGUACCAGAUGUGCAAUUUGCAAAGCUCUUUUCAGGCUCAAACAGACUCUUCUUAUGGAAAUAGGAAUAGGAGAUGACUACAAAGCUCCCGUUAGCAGCCUCUCAAAGAGUCAGUGCAAUUUCAGAAAUCUGUCCCAGAAUACACAGGGUGGCCAUGCCUUGUUCCUGAGCUCACUGUGGGCUGAUUUGUUUCAGGUUGGUUUGUAAAUUGCCAUAGGGUUAAUUUAAGCAGGUUAAUUUUUUCUAGCAGAUAAUGCAUGGAACUCUAGUUAGACUGAAGGGAUGUUGUUUAAGACCAACAUCAUUAUCAAUGGUAAUCUGGAUAGAGAGCAUGCAGGAGAUCAGAAAUCCUACUUAUAGAGUAUAUUGGUCAUCUUGGAUAAGAACUGCAGUUCUUCAGUGAGUCCUGACUAAAAAAUACAUGCUGAGCUAAUUAGCUAAAAUGAGAAAGGCAGUUAUGGGUCAACUGUCAGGUUUGUAUUUUAUAUAGCAAAUAAUUUGGGGAUUCUUGCUAUUUUAGACAGUUUUGUUCACUAAACCAUUUGUUCUGUCAGUUAAAAAUUAAAAUCUAGUUUUGUGAAGUUUUUUUCCCCAAAGCAUAAAUUUGUUAAAUAUGUAAAUAUGUUCUUUGCACAUUUUUUUUCUUCUGCCAUGUAAUUGCUGUAUGAAUAUGGGUAAAUAUAUUUUUCUUGGACAUAUACUAUUACUUUACAUUUAAUGUGUUACUGAUAAAACUGACCAGCAUAUUUAGACUCAACGCUUACAGCAUCUUCAAAGUACUGAGAUAAAAUCCUGGAUGAUUCCAGUGUUUUGUUUUCUGUAAGCACUGAGUUUCAUCUUUUCUCCAGCUGAUAGCAAUGACACUUGAAAAAAGAGAGAGUGAGGCAGCUCUUCUGAUAUUUUUGGAUGGCAGUUUGGAAGGCAUUUUGGAAUGUCUGUUUAACCCAUUGUGUCAGGCUUCAGAUGCACAAAAUCAAGAGUACUCCAAUUGUAAACUCAAUGUGUUAUGUUUCUGCAGCUGUUUUUGGAUAGAAAUGAAUGCUCUCAAAUCCCAAACAUAUGCUGCAUUUCAAUUAAUUUUUUUAAAGCACAGACUGCUUUCUGCCAAGAUUGAGGUAGACCUCUGUGAGCUGGUUUCUAUAUUUAUAGAAGCCUAAUCAAAGUUUUCUCCUGCAGAAAACAGGGGUCAGCUUCUGAGCAUGUGAUCUCAUGGUGCUGAUGUGAAACUCUUUUGGAUACUGUGUCCUUCUUCCUCCCUUUCUUCCCCAUUUCUUUGCUGACUUUCUCCCAUGGUAGUUGCUGUACAAGUGCUCAGCUGCACUGUCGUAUAACCCAGUCUUGCCUUAGUCCAGGGAAUGGUGCGAGUUGAGCUCUUGGAAAAAAGCUACAUGGUUCAUCUGCCAGAGGCUGAACUGCACAUGCCUAGUGCUGAUCCAUUUCACAUUGGUUGCUUAAUCUACUUUUAAAAAGGCAUUCUUGUUUUCUCUGAGAGCUGUGGACAAGACUAUGCCAAUUAAAAGCAUUUCAUUUGCCUGUUCUCACCUGAAGGCAGAUUUUCACAUCUAGUUUCCAGUGCCAUCAAUGGAUGCUGGCAGUAAUAAGCCAUUUCUUGCUAUUUGGAAAUUAAUAACUCCUUCAGAAAUGUUCUGUUUUCUUGCAUGUGUUAAAUACUGGAAGUUAGGCAUUCUACAGGAAAAUCAGGUAGGCAAAGCAAAUGUUACAUUUAAAGCACAAAAUAUAAAAUCUUUGACAAAGUUCAGAAGUAAUUCUACCAAAGUAACUAACAUGCUCUUCAGAAGUUUAACCUCAUGUUCUGUUAGAUGUUGUUGUGGGCUUGUUCUUAAUAAUCAAAAACCCACUGAUUUCUCCUUGCUUCUCCCCCUUUUGAACAGCUUUUUUACCUUUCUUGCUUUCCUGUAUGCUCUGUGCUGGGCUUCUUCCCCCAGGCAAAGAGUGACUUGUCUCACACAAGCUUUGGCUUCUGCUCACAUUAGCCUAAAUGCAACUAAUGCCACAUGGAGGGGUGCUCCGAGAACUGUUUGUUUUGUUAAUGGCAUGUUUUGCACAUUGGAUUUUUAACCCACUACUUGCUGCAUGGAUGGGUAAUAACGACUCUUUUGUUUAACAUUAGAUAAGCAUGAGAUCACCGAGGCACAGCUGCAUGUGUAGUCACUCUUGAAGCAAUUGCACACCUAAUUGGCUGACAAUCUUGGCAUUUUCAAAAUAAACACAAGCCUUUUAAAGACAGGAGACAUAUUUAUGUAUGAAUAGUCAAAUAAACCUGUCGGGUGUCAUCAAUGGAGCCCUCUGGCACUGAACAGUUGUGUGAUGACCCUGAUCCUGGAGGCAAAUCCCAAGAUCAAGAGACCAAAAAACAACACGAAUCAGAGCAAAAAUUAUCCAAAAUAACGCAUAAUGCUUUGGAGAACAUUAAUGUCAUUGGUCAAGGCUUGAAGCACCUGUUCCAGCAUCAGCGCAGGAGGUCGUCCGUUUCUCCACAUGAUGUGCAGCAAGCUCAGGGUGAGCUGGAGCCUGAUCUGGAUUUGGAAAGCCAAAGCGUCUGUGCUGAAAUUGAUGGUGUCUCCACCCACCCCACAGCUCUGAACCGGGUGCUUCAGCAGAUCAGAGUGCCACCUAAAAUGAAGAGAGGGACGAGCCUGCACAGCAGGUGGGGCAAGGCAGAUGCCCCAAAAGGAAGCCCCCAGAUCAACAGAAGGUCUGCCCAGGAUAUUCAGUCAGGUCGGCCCAGAUCAUCAUCCACUACAGAUGCUCCCACAAACUUGUCCGUGAUGGAGAUUGCUUCUUCUAUCUAUGUAGGUGGAGAGGAGGCCGCAGCAGCAGCAGCAAUCGAGCGAUUGGAAGUCAGCAGCUUGGCGCAGACCUCCAGUGCCGUGGCCUCCAGCACUGAUGGCAGCAUCAACACGGACUCUGUUGAUGGGACCCCAGAUCCACAGAGGACAAAAGUGGCCAUCACGCACUUGCAGCAGAAGAUACUGAAGCUGACUGAGCAGAUCAAAAUUGAGCAAACAGCCCGUGAUGAUAACGUGGCGGAGUACCUGAAAUUGGCCAACAAUGCAGACAAGCAGCAGAGCGCCCGCAUUAAGCAAGUGUUUGAGAAGAAAAAUCAAAAGUCAGCCCAGACCAUCUUGCAGCUGCAGAAGAAACUGGAACAUUACCACCGAAAGCUGCGAGAGAUUGAACAGAAUGGGAUUCCUCGGCAGCCAAAGGAUGUCUUCAGGGAUAUGCAUCAGGGUUUGAAAGAUGUUGGAGCAAAAGUCACUGGCUUCAGUGAGGGAGUGGUAGACAGUGUAAAAGGUGGGCUUUCCAGUUUCUCCCAGGCCACACACUCGGCAGCAGGAGCUGUGGUUUCCAAACCCCGGGAGAUUGCCUCCCUCAUAAGAAACAAGUUUGGGAGUGCAGACAACAUUGCUAAUCUGAAAGACUCCUUAGAAGAAGGCCAGGACGAUGGGACAGGAGGCAAGGCUCUAGGCAUUAUUCAGAACUUUCAGUCAAGCCCAAAAUAUGGUAGUGAAGAGGAUUGCUCCAGUGCCACAUCGGGCUCAGUGGGAGCCAACAGCACAACGGGGGGCCCUGUGGGAGCUUCCAGCUCCAAAACAAACACUCUGGAUAUGCAGAGCUCAGGGUUUGACGCAAUAUUGCAUGAGAUUCAAGAAAUUCGAGAGACACAGGCAAGACUGGAAGAGUCAUUUGAGGACCUUAAGGUUCGCUACCAGAGGGAUUACACGUUGAUAAUGCAGACCCUGCAGGAGGAGCGGUACAGAUGUGAAAGACUUGAAGAGCAGUUAAAUGACCUGACUGAGCUCCACCAGAAUGAGAUCCUCAAUUUGAAACAGGAGCUGGCCAGCAUGGAGGAAAAGAUUGCCUAUCAGUCUUACGAGCGAGCCCGGGACAUCCAGGAGGCGCUGGAAGCGUGCCAGACACGCAUCUCCAAGAUGGAACUGCAGCAGCAGCAGCAGCAAGUGGUGCAGUUGGAGGGGCUGGAGAAUGCCACAGCCAGGAACCUGCUGGGGAAGUUCAUCAACAUCCUGCUGGCUGUCAUGGCUGUCCUUCUCGUCUUCGUCUCCACUGUGGCCAACUGUGUCGUGCCCCUCAUGAAGACUCGCAAUAGGACGUUCAGCACUUUAUUUAUAGUGGUUUUCAUUGCCUUUUUGUGGAAGCACUGGGACGCCAUCACCGGCUACUUGGAACGGUUCUUGUCUCCCCCCAGAUGAUGGUGGCAGGAAUGGGCUAUGUUGCUCCCUCCCGGCGCUCUUGGUGAGCAAGUGUGGCAAAGAUUAGUCAGCAACUACUCUGCUGAAGUUUUAAAGUGUCCGAGUGAAUUUGUUUACAUUUAAAAUAACAUUUUUUCUCUGCAAGAUGCAUUGCAAUAGUAUUUUUUAGAUUUUAUUCAAGAACUCUUUUGGCGAGAAUCCUGGAUAAUUUUUAUGUAGCAUGGUUCUCUUUGGAUGCAAAUCUUAAGAUUCUUUAAAAUGUACAAAAGAAAUUAAUAAAAUACAGAAAUUUGGAGCAUACCAACGGGCAAUUUAAAUUGUGGCUUGAACUACUGUACUAAACCUGUCAGGAAGAAGAGAACGUGGUUAGCUUAAGAUGAUCAAAGCUCAGUCUAGUGCACAGCCUUGAAUGAUGGUACCACAGCAAACCUGUAACACUAAACUUUUACUGUGAAGUCUGAUCACAUUCCAUGUCCAAAUGUAUGCGUUCAGAGUGGUUUCUUUCCUUAACAAGAGAAAAACGGCGUGGAUCUCUCUCAGCUCAGCAUCUGGGUUCACCGUUUGUGCUAACCUGACUUCAGUAACUUUCUGUAAGGCUGGCUAACUUGGCUGAGUGUAUGGAGUGGAAGCCUCAUGCCAUACACAAUAACUGCACAGUCGUGCUACAGUAUUUUGAAGUAGUCCUUGAAAUACUUAUCUUUAAGCAGAAGCCCUUGGUCGCACUUUUAAGGUUUUUUUUAAUAUAUGUAUAUUCACAGAUUUAAAAAAAAUCCAAACAGCAUACUUGAAGAGUGUAAUACUCAAACUCUCAGUGCUUCCUUAUUGUUUCUAAUAGGAUUUUUUAUUAUUAUUAUUAUUAUUAUAAUUAUUAUUAUUAUUGGGGGUUUUUUUGGAAGGGAUUGGGAGGGUCAUUACUUUUUUUUUUUCUUUCAAAUAAAGAAGUGGUGUUUGUAAAUGAAGAAAUGUGUGAAUAAUUGUGAGGUGUCUUAUCCUGACGCAGUUUUGAGGAGGGCGGAGAGUAGUUUCUAGUGCCAGGCUGUCGAACACGGUGCUGUUCACAUGCUAUUUGUCUGUCCUCCUGAGCAUACAGAUGCAGCAUCAUCAAAAACCAUCUGUCUUCUCCACACCUUUUUGUCAUGCAAGGCUUUUUUCCUUUUCCAGAUGUGAAGGAUAGUAUGUUUAUAUUUUUUGUUUGCAUGUCAUCUCUCAUUCCUGCCUCAGGGUAAGAAGAAGGAAUUUCUGUUCAUCCCUUCCUUAGGGAAAAGACAGGUUCUUUUAAGGAAAGAAAUAAUGACUCAACAGUCCACUUAAAAGAAUGGUUGUCUCAGAAGUAGCUCUAAUUUUUAAAGAAACCCCAGAAAAGUGAAACCAAAGUUUUCCUCCUGUAAGGCUCUGGUAAGAUCAUUUGUGUGUCUGUGUCUGUGGUGUGCCAAGAGAGCAUCCUCUUUUUUCAGCCACAGGAGCCAGCACUUGGUGCAGACACCUUUGCAAAGCUCUAAAGGAAAUGUCAGCCUCAAAUGUAACCCCAAGCCUUCUCAGCAUGUCAUUGCUGGUGACCUGUUGGUACAGGCAGGCAGCCCUCAUGUCCAAGGAAUCUGUGUUCACUCUGUGCUGGUUUUUAACUGCUGUCCCUUUCACCAUAACAAUGCCAAGAUUCAUCUUCUGUCUUCAUGAAAUCCCAAAAGACUCCAUGAUUCUCUUUCAAAACCAUUUAUGGUGUUUAGUUAGGUCUUACUAUUUUUCUUCCUUCCAGGAUCAGGUUCCCUCUAGGAACCAGAUGUUGCCCACAUGACCUAAACCAGUUGAAAUCAUACCUUUACAUUUAUGAGACAUUACAUCACGUACAUAUAUAUAGACACAUACUGUACAGACAUUGUGCUGUGAUGCAGAUUCUGAGAAAUUCCCUCAAACAAGUUUAACAGUCUUGAGGGUUUUCUGAUUGCCAGUGGAGGCAAACUGUCCACCGUCCAACCAUCUUGCUUCCUCCAAAGGUUUUUUCUGUAGUCAGAGGAAAUUCAGGUGCCCCCUCUCCAGGGAUCCCAGCACACCUCUCUGUCACCAUGUGCACUAGUCUGCUCCUGUCCUACUUAAAAUACAAAUUGCCAAUUGCAGCUGACUCAGGCCAAUGCUGCUUCUGCUUUCUGCAGUGCCACAGCCAGAGCAAAGGUGCAUGGCCAUUCCUCCCCUUGGCCCUGCUCCUUGCUCCAGUGGGGCUCUGGUCUGUUGCCACCCUUCUCUGAUGACUCAUGUUUCUUGGGUAACUAUUGGCUUCCUAUUACACAGUUUUGUCAGAAACAAAUGUGUCAAUAGCAGUAAGAACUGAUUUGGGACAUAAGUGAAAUGCUUUGUUGCCUUUAUUUCUGGAACCUGGCCUUUUUACCUCUGUUUUUUUCAGUUUUGAUCACAGUAGAAUUACGUAUGGGAGGUUUUUAUGUGGUCAGAGCAGGAAGGAGUUAAAAGCCAAUCUGGACACACAGUGCCCCUCAUCUGUAGUAUUUAGGAAGUCUUUGUCCCUCUUCUUUAUAUUCUGAUUUCAUGUAGCGUCUCAACUCUGUCAUAUUCAAUAAUUACUAUUUGCUAAUUUGCUAGAAGGUGCAGGCUUAAUAGAAACUUACACCUCAGAACUGUUUGGUGGAGGCCCCGUGUAUAUGAGUCUGGACAAAGUGUCUGUCUCCUCUCUCGACAGUUUCUUCCAUUCCAGAAAAUUGUCUGCAGUAAUGCCAUGUAUGAUGCUGCAUCCACUUUUCAUAUCCUAACACAAUUGCCAUGUGUUUUGCCUUUUGAAUUAGCAGAACAUUUUGGGGUUUUUCUCCCUCUUCAGUUUGAAGGUCUGUGAUGAUUUCUGAUAGCUUAACAAUAAUGAUAUUGUUGGAAAUGUGAUUCUAGCUUUAAAGCUCCCUUUCCUUGUACGUGGUUGUGUUUGCUUUCCUGAUGGAGUGUUUCUGGAUGACACACAGAGGACAGUUUCAGCUGCGGAUGUGAGUGCAUGUGUGCGUACCUUUAACAACCUUCUUUGUAGAUACAAAUGUUUUAGUGACCAUCUCAAGAGCUGCAGAAUGUUUCCCAAAACAUUUCUUAUUCAGAGUUGAAAAGACACAGAAAUUGCUUAGAUGUGUUUGUAGCACAUUAUCACCUUGGCACGUAAAAAAGGAAAAAAUAUAAUGGACUGCGUAAGUUUCAAAAGCAGCAGCUCCUCACUGACAUUUGAGAGUUCAAAUGAAUUUCAUCUGUUUCCCCUGUUUCCUUCAAUUCAAAGAAAGAAUAUCUUGAUGCAAAAAAAAUUACCAUUUAAAAUUUCAUAAAGUUCUUUUCUUCUUUUAUUAGUUUAGUUUAAUGAUACCCAACAUGCUCCCAGCAGUUACUCCAUUGAUUUAUUCCAAUCCCUUGUGCGCAUAGGUCUGAUCAAAUGAACUGCUGACUUGUGUACGUGUUACACUGGGACAGGAAAGCACUGUCUGACAGCUUUGAAAAUAUGCAUUUUUUAUUUAAAAAAAAAAAAAGGCAUUUUAACAAAAGAAGCCAGGCUACAAAGGGUUCGAGAUUGAGUAGUUUUGCCAGUUUUUAAGUGAAUUCUGAAUGUGGCUAAGGAGUUGCAAACCCUGUGUGUCUGUGUUGUGUAUGCCAGGUGGUAUAGUUGUAGGCAAUUGAUUUAGCUGUAAGUGUGUUUUAAAAGUGUAAAGAAAAUAAACGGAAAAACUCACUUGCACGGGUUGAAAAGUACAGAAAUGACACUUGUGAACGUAACACUGUAGUUUAUAGAUCUUAAGCUGCUAAUUGUUGAGAGAGAUUUACAUUUGUCUUGUCUGAUUGUCACAGAUUUAUCUGUGACACUUUUACUGUAUAUAAAAACUUUAAAUAAAGACCUCAGCUAUUAA